This is a messenger RNA of Monodelphis domestica (gray short-tailed opossum), 6435 nucleotides long. The record is from RefSeq and is a predicted model, not a curated record. Lineage: Eukaryota; Metazoa; Chordata; Mammalia; Didelphimorphia; Didelphidae.
UUAGAAAACUAAGAUAAUUGAUUUCUAAGCUCAACUUCAAAAACCCCUCAAGUUCACUUUGUUCUUAAAUUGUUUAGGCCUAUGUCAAAAUAUGUUUCAAAAUACUUUAGGUUCAUUUAUAUUCAAAAGGGAACUUAGGGAACAGUCAAUCUUGCUAUGUUAAGAGAAAUGUUAAUUAUUUGGCAGUAGUAUAGAAUUAUAGGUAAAUAAAAAUUGCUACAGUUAUAAUAAAGGGUAGAAAUUCACUAUAAUUUUUUUCUGCAGGAAAAGCCAAAACAUAUUUAGGAAUGAUUACCAAAAUUAUCUUAAAAACACAAAUUAAGUCCCAAAUAGAAUAAGGGCAGGUAGAUGUUAAACCAGGUAGAGAAAUGGAGUCAGGAAGACCUGAGUUCAAAUUGAGCCCCAGAAAUUUACUAGCUGGGUGACUUUGGCUAAGUGAUUCAAUCUCUAAUUUCCUCAUCUAUAAAAUGAGGAUAAUAAUAGCACCACCCUCCUAGGGUUAUGUGAUAACCAAGUGAAAUAAUAACUGUAUAACACUUAACAUGGUGCCUGGCACAUAUGUAAGUGUUAGCUGUAAUAUUAGUAUGAUAUACUUAAAAACACUCAACAAACAUUUAUUAAAUUCCUAUAUAUAGUACUUGCUACUUAAGCAUUUUGAUAGAGAUUAGGAGGAGAUUUUUAGCAACAUUAAGUGGAGCAUAGAGGUUAAGGAAGAUGAAGACUGAGAAAAGUUCAUUGGGAUUGAGGAAUGAGUUAGCAUACCAGAAGUGGAGAGGAUGAAUAUUUUUCUAGGAGUUUGGUUGAGAAGAUGAAUAUAUGAAGAUAGCUUAAGGUGAUGAGUGAAAGUUUAUUAACAAAUUAACAAUGGAGAGGUUGAGUAAUGGAAGGUGGUUUUUGAGAAGUGAGAGUUUUCUUAAAAGCAAAUAAAGAGGUAAUAGAUAUUCUCUUCUAAGACUGUUGCAAGAUGGGCAAUUUGAGGCAGGCUUUGAGACAGAAGAGAAAAAUUUGAAACUUACUUCUAAGGGUAUAGUGAACCAGGGAAUUUAUUAGACAAGAGUAAAAGAAAGUUUAAAAAAAAACCUUUAAAAAAAGCAAAAAUCUGGCUGUUGAGGGUCUUGUGGAAUUUGGAUAACUUGGUUGUGUGACUUUAACCACAUAUGUUGAGUAGCAGAGUACAUUUGAUGAUAGGACAAGGAAAGGAAGGAUUGGGUUUGAUAUGGAAAGUCUUAGAAAAAGGCUGGUUUCGUUUAGCAAAUAUUUAUUGGAUGUUUAUUAUGCACAAGGCUCUGCAAUAAACAGAGGAGUUCCAAGAUGAAUUAGAGCAUAGCACCCGCUUAUGAGGAAACUUCUGAUAUAGUGGGGAAGUUGUAGUUUUGCUGCUGGACUCUUCCCUCCCUUCCCCCACCCCAUCAGGAUGAUAUGAGACUUGAAAGAAGACGAUGCAUACAGGCUGCUCCCUUCAGGACAAUUUCUGUUGUUCUUCCUAAACCUUUGGUACUCAGAAUGGGACACAAUCCUACAGACGAACAGGGCAGAGUUCAGAAGAACUAUUACCUUCUUAUUCUUGGAAGGAGAGACUUCAGCAUGCAAACCUUCAUCUGUUCGCCUUGCACCAUCAUUUUCAUUCCAUGCCGCUGGUCUUCAGAUGGCUGGACAGAUGCCCCAUUCACAUCAGCAGUACAGUGACCGUCGUCAGCCAAACAUAAGUGACCAACAGGUUUCUGCCUUAUCUUAUACUGACCAGAUUCAGCAGCCUCUAACUAACCAGGUGAUGCCUGAUAUUGUCAUGUUACAGAGACGAAUGCCCCAAACCUUCCGUGAUCCAGCAACUGCUCCCCUGAGGAAACUCUCUGUUGACUUGAUCAAAACAUACAAACAUAUUAAUGAGGUUUACUAUGCAAAAAAGAAGCGAAGACAUCAACAGGGCCAAGGAGAUGAUUCUAGUCAUAAAAAGGAGCGGAAAGUUUACAAUGAUGGCUACGAUGAUGAUAACUAUGAUUAUAUUGUAAAAAAUGGGGAAAAAUGGAUGGAUCGUUAUGAAAUUGACUCUUUAAUUGGAAAGGGUUCUUUUGGACAGGUUGUAAAGGCAUAUGAUCGUGUGGAGCAGGAGUGGGUUGCCAUUAAAAUUAUUAAGAACAAGAAGGCUUUUUUAAAUCAAGCCCAGAUUGAAGUACGACUUCUUGAGCUUAUGAACAAACAUGACACUGAAAUGAAAUAUUACAUAGUGCAUUUGAAACGCCACUUUAUGUUCCGAAACCAUCUCUGCUUAGUUUUUGAAAUGUUGUCUUAUAAUCUUUAUGACUUGUUAAGGAACACAAAUUUUCGAGGUGUCUCUUUGAACCUGACACGAAAAUUUGCACAACAGAUGUGCACUGCACUGCUUUUCCUUGCAACUCCAGAACUUAGUAUCAUUCACUGUGACCUCAAACCUGAGAAUAUUCUUCUCUGUAACCCUAAACGCAGCGCUAUCAAGAUUGUUGACUUUGGAAGUUCUUGUCAACUGGGACAGAGGAUAUACCAGUACAUCCAGAGUCGCUUUUAUCGCUCUCCAGAGGUACUAUUGGGAAUGCCUUAUGAUCUUGCUAUUGACAUGUGGUCCCUUGGGUGUAUUUUAGUUGAAAUGCACACUGGAGAACCUCUUUUCAGUGGAGCCAAUGAGGUAGAUCAGAUGAAUAAAAUAGUGGAAGUUCUGGGAAUAGCACCUGCACACAUUCUUGACCAAGCACCCAAAGCAAGAAAGUUCUUUGAGAAGUUGCCGGAUGGCACUUGGAACUUAAAGAAGACCAAAGAUGGGAAAAGGGAGUAUAAACCGCCAGGAACUCGUAAACUUCAUAAUAUUCUUGGAGUAGAAACAGGAGGCCCCGGGGGACGCCGUGCUGGGGAAUCUGGACAUACUGUGGCGGACUACUUGAAGUUCAAAGACCUCAUCUUAAGGAUGCUUGAUUAUGACCCUAAGACUAGAAUCCAACCAUAUUAUGCCCUGCAGCAUAGUUUUUUUAAGAAAACAGCAGAUGAAGGUACAAAUACGAGUAACAGUGUCUCCACAAGUCCUGCCAUGGAGCAGUCACAGUCUUCAGGAACCACCUCUAGUACAUCUUCAAGCUCAGGUGGAUCUUCAGGGACAAGCAACAGUGGAAGGGCCCGGUCAGAUCCAACACAUCAGCAUCGGCAUAGUGGUGGUCAUUUUACAGCUGCUGUCCAAGCAAUGGACUGUGAAACACACAGUCCUCAGGUGCGCCAGCAAUUUCCAGCUCCUCUUGGUUGGUCAGGCCCUGAAGCGCCUACACAAGUCACUGUUGAAACCCACCCAGUUCAAGAAACAACGUUCCAUGUAGCCCCUCAACAGAAUGCAUUACAUCAUCAUCAUGGAAACAGCUCCCACCACCACCACCACCAUCACCACCACCACCAUCACCAUGGACAACAAGCCUUGGGUAACCGGACCAGGCCGAGGGUCUACAAUUCUCCAACAAACAGCUCUUCUACCCAAGAUUCUAUGGAAGUUGGCCAUAGUCACCACUCCAUGACAUCCCUGUCUUCCUCAACUACUUCUUCUUCUACAUCUUCCUCCUCUACUGGUAACCAAGGUAAUCAAGCCUACCAGAAUCGCCCAGUGGUCGCCAAUCCCUUGGACUUUGGACAGAAUGGAGCCAUGGAUGUUAAUUUAACAGUCUACUCCAAUCCCCGCCAGGAGACUGGCAUAACUGGACAUCCAGCCUACCAAUUUUCUGCCAAUACAGGUCCUACACAUUACAUGACUGAAGGACAUCUGGCUAUGAGGCAAGGAAUUGAUAGAGAAGAAUCUCCUAUGACGGGAGUUUGUGUUCAACAAAGUCCUGUGGCUAGCUCGUGACUAAAUUGAAACUUGUUUGUUUCUUGUGUGUUUUUAUAGAAGUGGUGUUUUUUUCCAAAAACAAGUGCAAAGCUGCUUGAAUCAGAAGGAGUUUAACACACUGAACCGCUACAAGAGGGCAAAGCUGACUAUUUUUUUAAACUUGAAAAGAUUGCAAAGGGACAGUGAAGUGUUUUUUUUUUUUUAAAGAGCCAUGUCUAAACCCAUCUUAAUGGAUAGCUCAGAGGUGUUACCUCAUCUUUUGCCUCCCCCAUUUUAACUUGCCACAUCUCAAUCAUAGUGUUUUUGUCUUUCUAUUCUACAAAAGUUAAUGUUCAGAUGUUGGUCUUAGUCAUUUGCCAACUAAUUUUAAAAUAAAAAGUCACUGCAUAUAAUUUACAAAAAGGGCCCCAUGCGGGUUUUUUUGGGUGGGGGGUGGGGUUCUUUGGGUUUUUUAAGCCUCCAAACACACAUGGGCACAGAUAUGCAGUACUGUAAGGAAGAGGGACCUUCAGAUUACACACCAGAUACAUUCAGCUGUACCAGGGGACAGUUGUAUUGGAGUUUGUAAGGCACAUGAAGCAUGCUAAGUGGCGGUGAUCAGAAUGCUCCUUUUCUGAACCUACUGAGGAUCAAAGCAGCAAUUCUAAUGGGAUUCUGUGUGUCUCAUUUUCUAGACCAGAGUCAGAUAGUAUUUGGAACGUGGCUGGCCUCAUAACUAAGGUGCACUGAGAAGCAAUCAACGGGUCAGUUCUGGCCAGUUCUGGGGAGGUCUAAUUGGUGGUCUUGGGGAUAACCUUUGGCCUUAUGGAUUUGGACUCUAAGUUAGAAGAGCCUACCAUUUCAAAUGCAAUCACUAUUGGACAUGCUUUUGCAGACAGUCCUUAAUGCUGAAAACACAGAGAAUGGGUAAUUCAAGAGGCCUUUCUUUUACAAUAGACUACGGUGACCCACUCAUUGUAAGGUAUUGCCAGGUCACUUUGCGUGUGUCAUAAAGUUGACUUCCUUAUUGGUUGAAGGUCACAGAGGUAGUGGUUUGCGUUUGAUGGAAAUAGCUACAGCUGUGUCCCUUCCUGCUUUUUACUUUUCUUUUGCUUUUUCUCGGCACGUGGUUUCUCCACCAUUACUUCUGCACAAAGAUGUCUUCUGUUCAUCCUGAACAUUUUAAAAAAUGCAGAAUUUUAUGUGACUGCUUUUUUUGCCUCACAAUUAUGCUGUGAAUUUUACAAAAAUUUAUUUUCUUUUUUUGAUAAUUUAUUGUACCAAAGCUGUUUUUAUAGCACAUAGAUGUCUGUAACCAAUAAUGUAGCAGUUCUGCACUUUGACACAAGGUGUAACUAGACCAUUUUUAAAUGUCAGUUGAAAAUUAUGACUGUACUAUUGCUUAAACAAAACUGGAACUGUUGUUGAAUUCAUAGCCAAUACAUUUAUAACGAUCUGUGUACUGAACAUAAUAGAUUGUCAUCUAAUUCAAGACUCUAACAUCUGUUAACAUUAUCCAUGUCUUCAGGCUUCUGAAGGGGAAGGGAGGGGACACGAGAUCUCGAAGCUAUGAAACCAGCAGUAGUUUCUUGUAUUCCUGAUUAGCAUUCUUGUAAACUUGAAAGGAAGCCCUUGAUUGCACCAACAGGUCCCAAAGUGUUAGCAUGAGUGAAGCGAAACGCUCGUGGAUGUCCUGAAGUUCACAGGCUGUAUUUAACAGGUGCCUAGUUUGAGGUUAUGCUGCCUUAAUGUAACACAGUCUGGCAGUUGCUCAAUUUGUGUUCCCACUUACAAUUGACCAAUAUUUCUGAGUGGUCGAGUUGGGAGAAGGAAGAGAGAUUAUUUAUUUGUCCAGGAUUGAAAAAAGCCUAAAAAGAAGCAGUAAUCUACCUCUGCCAAUAAACCCUGUUAAAAAGACCUUAGCAGAACAGCAUCUACUUUUUCAUCAGUCAAUUCGACGUGGCUGACACAGUCAAUUUUUUUUCUGAACAAAGUAGGUUUUUAUAUACAAGACCUUGAAAAGAGAGGCCCAAUAUGUGUAAAUGUGAAUGGCUAUUUGGAAAUAUCAGUUUUAUAAACCUUUUUUUUUUUUAUUUGAAGGAUCCUUAUUUAUUUUGUAUUAAAAUAUCAAGCCUGUGGGUGACAAUUUUUGAACUCAGCAGUUCAAAGAAGUUUACAAUGAAUGAAAGGUUGUCAUCUUGAGUAUAGCAAUAUUUUAAAAAAAGAAUCCAAUAGUUACUGCUGUCUUGGUAUAUAAAGUUAAGAUAUUUUAUGGGUCAGGUCAUUUUUUUUUCUGUGCUGGUUGCCACAUCUUAGGAAGCACCAAAAAUUAAAGCAGUUUUGAAACCAAUAUUUACAUAAAAAAACCAUAAAAUCCAAUGCUUCUGCAUACUGUGUUAUGUUACAGUCCAGUUUUGUGUGCUUUACUACACAGUUUGGUUACAGGACUAAUGUGCAUUGUAAACAUAAACAGCAUGGAAAAGGUUAAAUACCUGUGUUCAGAUUGUAAGAUCUAGUCCAGACUUGCUGUGUAUAUUGUAACGUUAAAUGAAAAAGAAACGCCCUUUGUAUUAUAGUCAUGCAGUCUUAUGUAUGAUAAACAGUUGAAUAAUUUGUCCUCA